AAGAACAAUGGCUUCCUUCAGCAACCUGACUGUUGGCAUUGCUGUUGCCAGUUUUACUGUAUUUCAGCUCCUGUUCCAUGUUUUAAGUUCUUGGGUGUCAACACGGAUAACACCUGGUUUUAACAAUCUCAGCCAAAAAAGGAAGAUCGAAUGGAAUUCAAGGACAGUGUCCACAUUCCACGCCUUGGUGGUUGGUGGGUUUUGCCUGUAUAUUUUGUUGUACGACGACGCUGUUAAUGCUGACCGUCUCUGGGGUGACCCUUCAAUUGUGAAACUGAAUAUUGCUAUUACCGCAGGCUACCUCAUUUCUGAUUUGUUGCUUAUUAUUUACUACUGGAAGGCAAUCGGUGACAAAUUUUUUGUAAUACAUCACCUGGCAGCUCUGUAUGCUUACUAUUUUGUACUGAGCAAAGGUCUGUUGGCUUAUUUUGGAAACUUCCGUCUGCUUGCAGAGUUCUCCACUCCUUUCGUUAAUCAGCGGUGGUUUUUUGAAGUACUGGGAUAUCCCAAAUCUUCAAAGGCCAACAUCAUCAAUGGUGUGCUGAUGACAGUUGUGUUCUUCGUGGUGAGGAUUGCCGUCAUGCCUGUAUAUUACAGCCACGUAAUUUCUUCAUUUGGAACAGAGGCUUUCCAGAGAUUAGGAUUUGCAGCCCAGAGUGCCUGGAUUAUCUCAAGUGUUGUCUUGGAUGUUAUGAACGUGAUGUGGAUGGUCAAAAUUGCAAAAGGAUGCUACAAAGUCAUUCGUCUUAUCGGACAGGAGGAAGCCAAAACUCACAGAAAUGGAAAAUCUGACUAGAAAUCAUACGCAUAAAAUGAAAUUUCUGCUACGAAAAAUAAUUUGGGUUCACUGAAACAGUGCACAUUUCUGCCAUGGAAUGCUCCUCUUAAGGAAACAAGGUAUUACCUCUGUAAAUUUUUCUUCCCCUAGCCACACUGCCUGCACACCCAGGGCCACGCUUUACGGAUCCUGCCCGGUGAGGAAUAAAAGCAAAAGCUCACACAAAUGAGUUCCACGUGUCUGUUCCAAGCUACUGAAAUUAGAAAGGAGCAGACUGGUUACUUGCUUGUUAUCCACCAGUGUGUUUGAAGUGUUUCACUCAGGUUUCUCGGAUUAAGGUGUUUUGUCAGUCCAGUGUGUACUGACAUCUCUCUUUUUUUAGGAAACAAGAAAACUCCCCAAACUCCUGAUAUGGUGCAAUUUUCCUGGCACGUUUCUAUGUUUUCUUCUAGGAAUAGCAAUCAAGAUUUCAUUCUUGACAACUUUUUAAUUUUUGCAAGAAAAGCUAAAAAUUUAGCUUCGAUUCUGUGAAGUCUUUUACUGCUUUUUGUUCUGACUUACACGAAUGCAAACAGUUUUGGGAAAUGUAUGAAAUAAUCUUAUCUAAAAUGCUGUAUUAUAAGACUACAGAAUAUCUUAAAAAUUGUUAAAAUUCUCUGUUUUUGAUGGGAAGGAUUCACUUUUGCUGUGUUAGAUUACAUGCAAUAAUACAUCUUCUAAAUUGCCCGUGGAAUUUUUUUCAUAAGUUAGUAUGUGUGGAAACAGCCUAAUUCUUACUGGAGUGCUUUUUCUUUGCUGCUGCUACCUUUGAGAAGUGCUGCAACUCUCCUCAGAGUAUUUUUUUAACCAUUGGCUAUUUGGAUGCGAAGUUUAAUAGGAAAGAGAUAAAAUUCUUCUGUGUAUGUGAUAUGUAACUUACUGUAAUAUUUUUUUUCUUUCAUCACACAAAUGAUCCGUUUGAUAUGAAGUGUUGAGGGUUUUCUGUCACAUUUGCCUUGUUAAUUGCAUCAGAAGACUGAGGUGUUGACUAAAAACAUUCUUGAAUGAACUGUGCCAAACUCUGGUAAAUCUGUAAGGUCAUUCUGUAGAAUGGCAGUUCACUUCUGUAGGCACAACUUUUUUUUUUUUUUUUUUUAAAUUUUUUUAUUUUAACCGGGUAUUUGUCAAUAGGUACUCUGUUCCCUCUUUGCAAACUUGAAGGUUUGGAGUCCAUGGGAGAAGAAUCUUCCUGUGGUGGUUUGACCUU
Egretta garzetta (little egret) is the source of this 2024-nucleotide messenger RNA. It is a transcript of the gene TLCD4, whose product is annotated as TLC domain containing 4. Gene Ontology annotation, cellular component: endoplasmic reticulum; membrane. Gene Ontology annotation, biological process: lipid homeostasis. Lineage: Eukaryota; Metazoa; Chordata; Aves; Pelecaniformes; Ardeidae. Bases 8 to 796 code for a protein of 262 amino acids. The record is from RefSeq and is a predicted model, not a curated record. The transcript has 6 exons.